This is a messenger RNA of Plasmodium reichenowi, 261 nucleotides long. RefSeq names its product small nuclear ribonucleoprotein F, putative. The coding region runs from base 1 to 261 and encodes 86 amino acids. Gene Ontology annotation, molecular function: RNA binding. The transcript has 4 exons. Gene Ontology annotation, biological process: spliceosomal snRNP assembly; mRNA splicing, via spliceosome. NCBI's taxonomy places the organism in Eukaryota, Apicomplexa, Aconoidasida, Haemosporida, Plasmodiidae. Gene Ontology annotation, cellular component: U1 snRNP; catalytic step 2 spliceosome. The record is from RefSeq and is a predicted model, not a curated record.
AUGUCAGUGGGUAUUGCUCCUCUUAACCCUAAGCCAUUUUUAAACAGUUUGGCUGGUAAUCGAGUAAUUAUAAAAUUAAAAUGGGGAAUGGAAUAUAAAGGUAUAUUGAAAUCCUUUGACGGCUACAUGAACAUAAGACUAACAAACGCAGAAGAAUGGAUACAUGGAGAAUUCAAAGGAACACUUGGGGAAAUAUUUUUAAGAUGCAAUAAUAUCUUAUAUAUAAGGGAAGAUAAUGAAAAAACAAAAACGGACCUUUGA